AUGUCGCGCAAUGCUGCUGACUCCGGCGGAGGCGAAGAAACCGACCGGCCUCUCACUCGGCUGGUCAAUUAUCGUUUCGGAACUGAGGACAAAGUGAUGCGUUUCGAAUGGAGCGCGCCUCCAUACGUCCCGGAUCCCCAGGAAGCCAACGGCCAGAAGCCAAAAAAGCUUACAGCAGAAGAGAUCAGACACAAGAUGAAGGAGAGGCGGAGACUUAAGAAGUCAACGCUGGACUGCCUGGUGCAGUUCCUUCAGACUGCCUACGAGAGAGAACCGAGAUUUAAGCAUUAUGCACCGGACGUGUGCUUGAUCAGGAGCGUCGCCCACUCCACAGACGCGAACACAAUCACAAAGUACAUGAGACCUGGAGAAGCGUAUGGAUCUCCCGAUAAACACAUGCACGUGACUGUGCGCUUCUGUACGGAGAAACACUACGGCCACAACGGCGGCUUCUCUGCCCAUCUAUACACAAACCUUGACGGUACCUACGAUGCCAGAAAGGACUUGUCGUGGCACGGAUAUUCGGGUUUUACCCGCACGGACCAAAAGGUCAAGAACAAACCAAAGCCUGAAGAGGUCUUCUACGAUGGAUACCUCUGA
Pyricularia pennisetigena is the source of this 600-nucleotide messenger RNA. RefSeq lists its product as uncharacterized. NCBI's taxonomy places the organism in Eukaryota, Fungi, Ascomycota, Sordariomycetes, Magnaporthales, Pyriculariaceae. The transcript has 2 exons. Bases 1 to 600 code for a protein of 199 amino acids. The record is from RefSeq and is a predicted model, not a curated record.